Messenger RNA from Cannabis sativa, 540 nucleotides. RefSeq lists its product as uncharacterized. The record is from RefSeq and is a predicted model, not a curated record. Bases 1 to 540 code for a protein of 179 amino acids. Lineage: Eukaryota; Viridiplantae; Streptophyta; Magnoliopsida; Rosales; Cannabaceae. The transcript is spliced from 3 exons. Gene Ontology annotation, biological process: DNA integration. Gene Ontology annotation, molecular function: nucleic acid binding.
AUGUCUCGUCAACAAUUGAAAAAGUUCUUUUCAGAGGAAAAACAUUACUACUGGGAAGAGCCAAUUCUUUACAAGCACUGCGCCGAUCAGAUAAUAAGGACAUGUGUGCCUGAAGAAGAGAUUGGCACAAGAACUGCUGCGAAGGUUCUUCAAAGUGGAUUCUUUUGGCCGACUCUUUUCAAAGAUGCUAAUGACUUUGUGAAGGCAUGCGAUCGUUGUCAGAGAACAAGGAACAAUUCUAGAAGAAACGAAAUGCCUUUGACAGCUACUGCAACUCCAGCUAAUGUUGGUAAAACAGUCUUGUCUUUCUUUCAGAAAUACAUAUUCACUCGUUUUGGAACUCCCCGAGCAAUCAUUAGUGAUGAAGGGAGUCAAUUUUACAAUAAACAGUUUGAAGUUCUGCUAUCCAGAUAUGGUGUUCGCCAUAGGACUGUUCUACCUUACCACCCACAGAGUAAUGGCCAAGCUAAAAUUUUUAACCGGGAGAUCAAGAUGAUAUUUGAGAAAACAAUGCAGAGAUCAAGGAAAGAUUGGUCAUGA